CGCCUCGGUUCCGGGUGGGCAACUCUUUCGCCUCAAAAUCCGUCGCUGUCUGAGACGUCGCUGCUCUCCCGCCUUCUCUCCCGUCGCAGCAGCAGCACCACCAGCAGCACCAGUGCAUCAGACGCUUCCUCCCCUGUAUCCCCCCCGCGCCCAUGCUCUGCCGCUCCCUCCUCGUGCUGUUGGCCGGCCUGCUCCUCGUCCAGGCCCACGGCGUCGAUCUGUCGCUCCAGAAACGACAGGUCGCAGCCAAAUCCUAUCCGCCCUGUGGCACAUCGCCUCCCUUCGACCCGGCCUGGUCGACCUUCCUCUCGGGCGCACUCGACACCGGUGCCGACAUCACGGCCUGUGGCAACUCCAAGACCUGGUCUCUGACCUACGACGACGGCCCCAGCGAAUACACUCCUGGUCUGCUGGACCAGCUCGACACUGUCGGCGUCAAGACCACGUUCUUUGUCAUUGGCUGCAACGUCGCCAACAACCCCUCCAUUCUUCGUCGUGCCUAUCAGGCUGGCCACCAGAUCGGUAUCCACACCUGGACCCAUCCCAGCCUUCCAAAACUCACUUCCGAACAGAUUGUGGCUGAAAUCAUGUGGACUGCCAAGAUUAUUCGGGAUAUUACCGGCCAGACCCCAACGUACAUGCGGCCUCCUUAUGGCGAUAUUGAUGCUCGCGUGCGCGGACUGCUUCACAAGAUGGGGCUGAAGGUCGUUAUCUGGAACAGAGAUACCGACGAUUGGGAACUCCAGACUUUCAACCCCAACGCACAAAACUCGUCGCAGGUUGUGACUCCCACGUCUGUGCGUGCUUCCAUCAGCAGCUGGAUCGCAUCGCCGCCAGCCGAGGGCAUCAUCAGCUUGGAGCACGACCUCUUCCAGCUCCCCGCCCAAAUCGCGGGCGAAACGCUGCAGCGAGUCAGUAUGGCGGGCUUCAACAUCAACACCGUUGCAAGUUGCGUUGGCACCGCGCCAUAUAACAAUACCGCGAUCGAAGUGAUAUUCAACCCUGCGAUUGCCUCGAGUCUUUCCAAAGCCCCAUCAACCACUGCAUCCGCAUCCGCAAACUCAACGGCCACUUUGACCGCAAGCAAGUCGCCUUCGUCGUCGCCGUCGCCCAGUGCUGGAUCGAUCCGAGCCAGCCUUGACUGGAGCAUCAUUGGCACGAUUGCGCUGGUGCUGUUGUGCUCGCAGCUUGAUGUAUCCAACGCCUUCUGAAGUGCGCAACUAGUCUGGGGCUCAAAAGGUUGGGAUCUGGAUCUUUGUCUGUGGUGAGGGUGAGAAGGCAGCCAAGCAUGUGCAUCUGUCGCAAGGAAGAGUCUGUGGGCUGUACUGCCAGGAUAAGGGGCUUGAUAGCACUCAGUCCCGCAGACAGAGUGCUCUGUCCGAAAUAUACGCAUUGUCGAUGAUCGCCCAGCCAUGGCGGCAGAUCGCAUUUGAACCAU
This is a messenger RNA of Polychytrium aggregatum, 1438 nucleotides long. RefSeq lists its product as uncharacterized. The coding region runs from base 153 to 1211 and encodes 352 amino acids. Gene Ontology annotation, biological process: carbohydrate metabolic process. The transcript is spliced from 8 exons. Gene Ontology annotation, molecular function: chitin deacetylase activity. Gene Ontology annotation, cellular component: membrane. NCBI's taxonomy places the organism in Eukaryota, Fungi, Chytridiomycota, Chytridiomycetes, Polychytriales. The record is from RefSeq and is a predicted model, not a curated record.